AUGACCAGGACCAACAUCAGGCGUGCGAGUGAGCUGCUCAAACACAACAAGUGGGGAGGAGAGGAGAUCUGCCUAGUUCCUGACGCCAGUAGCCCAGGUGGUCUGGAAAAACUGAUUCUUCUGUCGGGAGGAGCCUGUGACGACCAUGAGUUCGUUGUGUACACCGAAGUAUUCUCACGACGUGUGAGAGCGGACCGCUGGGUCAAUCUUGGUGUCGGUCCAGAAGAAGGGGCGAGAACUCCAUCGGGACCAGAUUCAACGGUCACGCCCCCGAAUCGAGUUGGCGUGCCUCGUGUUGUCGCCAGUCUCGGUACAACUCAGUUCUGGCUCCCAGCCACGGGUAGGCGACAGACUGGAGAAGGAACACCACCACGGCCAUCUGACCUGAUGUACCUCGCUGUUGUUGCAGGUAACUCCGGCGCCCAGGUCGUCAAGUUCUUCACGGCUAAAUCGCUUGAGAAAUUGACCAACUGGAUGUAUGCGGAAGUUUUGAACGGUUAUUCGACUGUCUUCACGGGUGCCUGUUUCCAGUCUGAGUGGGCGCGACGCGAGCAGGGGAAUGCCACAUUGUCGAUUGUCCAUGAUUUAGAGGGCUUGAGAGGUCUCCGAGAGGAUAAUGAGUCUGGACCAGCCAACUUGAGGCCCAGGAUUGGCAUUCUCUGCUAG
Messenger RNA from Cyphellophora attinorum, 666 nucleotides. RefSeq lists its product as uncharacterized. NCBI's taxonomy places the organism in Eukaryota, Fungi, Ascomycota, Eurotiomycetes, Chaetothyriales, Cyphellophoraceae. The coding region runs from base 1 to 666 and encodes 221 amino acids. The transcript has a single exon. The record is from RefSeq and is a predicted model, not a curated record.